Messenger RNA from Siniperca chuatsi (mandarin fish), 11008 nucleotides. It is a transcript of the gene igf1rb, whose product is annotated as insulin-like growth factor 1b receptor. Gene Ontology annotation, molecular function: phosphatidylinositol 3-kinase binding; insulin receptor substrate binding; insulin receptor activity. Gene Ontology annotation, biological process: protein autophosphorylation; positive regulation of kinase activity; positive regulation of MAPK cascade. The record is from RefSeq and is a predicted model, not a curated record. The transcript is spliced from 21 exons. Bases 831 to 5081 code for a protein of 1416 amino acids. Lineage: Eukaryota; Metazoa; Chordata; Actinopteri; Centrarchiformes; Sinipercidae. Gene Ontology annotation, cellular component: membrane; insulin receptor complex; axon.
GUUUAUAGUGAACACGGCAGACUGCAGACUGAUCGAAGGAGACCGUGUAUGAACCUGUACAUUAAUCUGUCUAACUACGCUACCUGUUCAGCUAGCUGUCGACGGAGGGCAUUGGAUAACCAACGGAAUUGACCAAACCCGGAGCAAUAAGGUCAAAUACUCCAUUUUCCGUUGAUAUGACGGUGAAUUACAGCUACCACAACAACGCGGUGUGUGUGUGCAUGAUGAGCCGCUGAGGAGGAGGAGGAGGAGGAGAAGAAGGAGGCUGCGGUCUUAAACCAGAUUUUAUCCUGGAUAUUUCGAAACCAACGUCGUGUCGUUCACACACGGGGGCUGUGUAUCGAUUUAGUAAAUUAUUGUAUGCCCUAGACCGCCUCUUUCCAUCCCAAUUUUAAGGGGGUUUGGUCCGUUUUCUGCCUCCCGAGGAUCCUCGAGCAGCGCGACGUUGAACGUUUUUCCUCCAGAUAUGGAGCGUGAAGAUGCGGAUUACAGAGGAAUCCCCACCGCUAGUUUAGCCGCAUUGGUUUCAUUGUACACAUCAACGCGGUGUUGUUUUUGGCAGGAAUAAACAGAACUAUGAAUACAUAUUUUCUGGCGAGAGGAAUAAAUCGGUGAUUUUUGGAGCACGACUGGACUCCCGUUAGGAAACGUGAGAAAGCUAUCCUGCUAGCCUGUAUGUAGUAGCUAUUAGCUCCAUUAGCCGGCUAACAGCUAAAAGGUGCUGGCUGGAUAUUAAAAAAGCUUUUUAACAAUUCUGGCCAGGUUUUGCCCACGUUUCCUCCCCGAAACAUAUUUAUUUACAGCAGUUGGGAGGAUUUACUCAUCCAGGAAUGAGGUCUCGAAUGGAAAGGAGCCGCUUGACCUUGUUUUGGGGUCUGAUGCUGGGUCUGUCGUCCUGCCUCCGGCCCGUCACCGCAGAGAUCUGUGGUCCCAGCAUCGACAUUGGCAACGACAUCAGUGAAUUCAGGCGUCUAGAGAACUGCACAGUGGUGGAGGGCUACUUGCAGAUCCUCCUCAUCGGUGACAAAAACAACAACAACAUCAACCAGGAAGUCUUCCGCUCCCUCAGCUUCCCCAAGCUGACCACGAUCACAGACUACCUGCUGCUAUUCCGGGUAUCCGGCCUGGACAGUCUGAGCACGCUCUUUCCCAACCUCACCGUUAUACGCGGACGAAACCUCUUUUACAACUAUGCCCUUGUGAUCUUCGAGAUGACCAGCCUGAAGGACAUUGGCCUGUACAACCUGAGGAACAUCACCCGCGGCGCUAUCCGCAUUGAGAAGAACCCCGAGCUCUGCUACUUGGACUCCAUAGACUGGUCCCUCAUCCUGGACGCAGAGUUCAACAAUUAUAUCGCUGGGAACAAGCAGUCCAAGGAGUGCAGUGAUGUGUGUCCAGGCAUCAUGGAGAACAACCCUCAGUGCAGAAAGACCAUGUUCAACAACAACUACAACUACCGCUGCUGGAAUUCCAAUCACUGCCAGAAAGAGUGCCCAGAGAAGUGUGUACAGCGAGCGUGCACAGCGGACGGCGAGUGCUGCCACCCUCAGUGUCUGGGCAGCUGCACAGUCCCUGGUAGUGACACAGCAUGUGCGGCAUGUGUGCAUUACUACCACCAAGGACGCUGCGUGGCUGACUGCCCUCCCGGCACCUACAAGUUCGAGGGCUGGCGCUGCAUCAGUGCCGAGCUUUGCUCCAAAGUCCACCUCCCCGACUUCGACAGCUUCAUCAUCCACGGUGGAGAGUGCAUGUCUGAAUGCCCACCUGGGUAUAUGCGCACCGCUCCCAACAGUAUGUUCUGUACAGCCUGUGAUGGUCUGUGUGAUAAAGUAUGUGAGGAGAAGGUCAUCGACUCCAUGGAUGCCGCUCAGUCUCUCAAAGGCUGCACUGUUAUCAAAGGCAACCUGCAUAUCAACAUCCGCAGAGGCCACAACAUGGUGGCAGAGCUGGAGAGUUUCACAGGUUUGAUCCAGAGGGUGACCGGUUAUGUGCGGAUCAGACAUUCACACACUCUGAGCUCCCUGGCCUUCCUCCGCAGCCUCAGAUACAUCGACGGAGAAGACCUUCUGGACGACAUGUAUGCCUUCUCGGCAUUUGACAACCAGCAGCUCCAGUAUCUUUGGGACUGGAAGCAGCACAACCUCACUAUCAAAGCAGGAAAGCUGUUCUUCAGAGCCAACCCAAAGCUCUGCACAUCCGAGAUCCGCAAGAUGUGGGAAAAGACGGGCAUCCUGGGCCGCUUUGAUGAGAGCGAUUUCCGAAACAACGGCGACAGAGCCAGCUGUGAAAGUACUAUCCUGAAGUUUAAGUCCAACAGCACCAGCAGUACAAGGAUCAAACUGACUUGGCAACGCUACCGCCCCCCGGACUACAGAGACCUCAUCAGCUUUAUUGUCUACUACAAGGAGGCGCCAUACCAGAACAUCACAGAAUUUGAGGGGCAGGAUGGCUGUGGCUCCAACAGCUGGAAUAUGGUGGAUGUGGAGCUCAGGCCGGACAAGGACUCGGACCCCGGGGUUCUGCUGUCCAGCCUGAAGCCCUGGACGCAGUACGCUGUAUUCGUUAAGGCCAUCACACUCAUGGUGGAGGACAAACAUAUGCCGAGUGCCAAGAGCAUGGUGGUCUACAUCCGCACCAGCCCUUCAGCGCCCUCCAUGCCUCAGGAUGUGCGAGCAUACUCUAACUCAUCUACACAGUUGGUGGUACGUUGGUCACCCCCUGUCUCACCAAAUGGAAACCAAACCUACUACCUGGUCAGAUGGCAGCAACAAGCCGAAGACCGAGAGCUGUAUCAGCACAACUACUGCUCUAAAGAGCUGAAGAUCCCCAUAAGGAUCGCUGCCACUGGUGUGGGAGACCAGGAAGAGGACACCAAGCCCACUAAGCCAGAUCCGGAUGGGGCAGACAAAGGCCCCUGUUGCCCCUGCCCCAAAUCAGUUGAGGACCUGGAGGCCGAAGCUGCUGACGCCUCCUACCGAAAAGUCUUUGAAAACUUCCUGCACAACUCCAUUUUUACACCAAGGCCACCAGAUCGUCGCCGUAGAGAUCUCUUUGGUGUAGCCAACUCCACUCACUCCCGCCGCAACCGGCUGCACACCAACAGCACAGUUCCUCCUCUCCAAGCCGCUGGUAACAGCAGCACCGCGGACGUGGAGCCGGCGGACAGAGAGUUUGAGUUUGUGGAGCAAUCGGUGACGGAGCGUGAGCUGCAGAUCUCUGGCCUGCAGCCGUUCACAGUUUACCGCAUCGACAUUCAUGCCUGCAAUCGACAGGUCCAGCGUUGCAGCGCCGCAGAGUUUGUCUUCUCCAGAACCAAGCCUGCAGAAAAGGCUGACGACAUACCCGGCCCAGUGACCUGGGAGGGCCACGAGGACUGGGUGUUUCUGCGCUGGCCAGAGCCACCUCACCCCAACGGACUCAUCCUUAUGUAUGAGAUCAAGUUUAAACUGGCUACUGAGGCCGAGAAGCACGAAUGUGUCUCUGGUCAGAUGUAUCAGGCCCAGCGUGGCGUUCGGCUGUCCAACCUCAGUCCAGGAAACUACUCAGUCAGAGUGAGAGCCACAUCACUGGCUGGCAACGGCUCCUGGACGCACACUCUGGAUCUCUACGUGGCUGAACGUUAUGAAAACGUCCUCUACGCUGUGAUCUUUGUUCCUAUCGCCAUCAUUCUCUUCAUCUGCCUUUUGGCCGCAAUGCUGGUGGUCCUCAACAGGAAAAGGAACAGUGACCGGCUUGGAAAUGGAGUCCUAUACGCCUCAGUCAACCCAGAGUACUUCAGCGCUGCAGAAAUGUAUGUACCAGAUGAGUGGGAGGUGGCACGGGAGAAGAUCACCCUGAGUCGUGAGCUCGGCCAGGGGUCCUUUGGCAUGGUGUACGAGGGCUUGGCAAAGGGCGUGGUCAAAGAUGAACCAGAGACCCGUGUCGCCAUUAAGACUGUCAACGAGUCGGCCAGCAUGAGGGAGAGAAUAGAGUUUCUCAAUGAAGCCUCUGUCAUGAAGGAGUUCAACUGUCACCACGUGGUCCGUCUCCUGGGCGUGGUUUCUCAGGGCCAGCCCACCCUGGUCAUCAUGGAGCUGAUGACACGAGGAGACCUGAAGAGUUACUUGCGCUCCCUCCGACCUAAAGAGCAACAGUGGUCGAGCCUGUCUCUCCCUCCUUUGAAGAAGAUGCUUCAGAUGGCCGGGCAGAUCGCUGACGGCAUGGCAUACCUCAAUGCCAACAAGUUUGUCCACAGAGAUCUGGCAGCCAGGAACUGCAUGGUGGCCGAGGACUUCAUUGUUAAGAUAGGAGAUUUUGGCAUGACCAGAGACAUCUAUGAGACGGACUACUACCGCAAAGGUGGUAAGGGUUUGCUCCCUGUCCGCUGGAUGUCACCAGAGUCUCUGAAGGACGGAGUCUUCACCACCAACUCUGAUGUCUGGUCGUUCGGGGUUGUAUUGUGGGAGAUUGCCACUCUGGCAGAACAGCCCUACCAAGGUCUGUCCAAUGAGCAGGUGCUCCGCUUUGUCAUGGAGGGAGGGCUGCUGGAGAAACCACAGAACUGUCCUGACAUGCUGUUCGAGCUGAUGCGAAUGUGCUGGCAGUAUAAUCCUAAGAUGCGUCCAGCCUUUGUGGAGAUCAUCAGCAGCAUAAAGGAUGAGCUGGACCCGUCUUUCAGAGAGGCUAGUUUCUUCUACAGCGCCGAUAACAAGCCAGCUGACUCUCCGCAGCUCCACCUGGAAAAGAUGGAUAACAUGGAUGACGUUCCUCUGGACCCCCCUUCUUCCACACAGCCACAGCAAACCCCAGUCCCCCAACAGACCCCACCCUCCCCGAGCUCAGAGGCUCCACCCGCCCCCUCAUUAGCCCCCAGCUCCCCCUCCUCUCCCUGUACGUCGACCGCUGCCAUGGACAAGCAGGCCUCUGGCCAGCAGGCAGCCAAUGGGCUGUCGGGGACGGGCCUUGCAGCAGGGUCAGGGCUCGGGACAGGCUCAGGUGUCACGAUGCAGCCGUCUCUGGACGAACUGCCGCCAUACACGCACAUGAACGGAGGACGCAAAAAUGAACGCACCAUGCCUCUCCCGCAGUCCUCUGCCUGCUGAUUGGACAGAGACACCCACCAGACUGCAAACCCUGCCACCUGCUGCUCUGCAGAACCUGAUGUCUGAAGUUUUGUUUUUGUUUUUUGUUUUUUUUAAAUCAUAUACAACAAAUCCAUGUCCGCCAGCUGGGUGUGGCUACUCAGAGACUCACAAGAAGGUGGAGAGAACUGUCACAAAGUCCAUGUUCUGCUGUACCCCCACACACUUUUUUCAUAUUAUUCUAGUUUUGGUUUCUACCAGCUGGCUGUCAGACGUUGCUGCUGAGUGGGAAGACCAAAAAAACAGUAAAAGGAAGAAAAAGAUAAAAAUCAUUUGGGGAGUUCUCUCUCUCUUUAUGGCUGAACUUAUUUUAUAAAUUGUUGUUUGUUACUUUUUUAUAUGAAUUUCCAAAUGGGAAAACAAAAUGUGUAGGCCUUUAUAAAUGUCCGGCGUUUUGGUCGCUUUUGGGUGGGCAUUAUGGUGAAACUGUUAAGCAUAUCUAAUGAAAAAGCACUUCAGAGAGGUCAGGGUCUCCGUCGGCCGUUGAGUAGUCUUGUUGCUCUGCAGGCUGGGUGUCAGCGUAAUGCUGGGUCAACAGCCAGAGGGAGAAAGGUCAAAUCUGCCAAAUUUGUUGCCAAAAUUGUACUUUUUGUCAAAUUCUCUCUUCUGCAGUCUUGCCCUGUAGUUCUCAAAGACGCCGGAUUGGAAAUGGAAGCAAAAAAAGCACUUUGAUCUGCUACCACACACACUUAAAAUCUGUGAUCAAAGACAAUUUACCUUCCCUCUACAGUCCUACACUACUCCUCUGUUGCUGUUUGAUAUCUACAGCUACUGUACUCAGUACUGUACUACUAUCAAAUUGACGUUGUGGACCUUGGUUACAUCAGUUUAUCAGAAAUUGAGCCACAUCCUCUCACAAAGUGCUGUUCUGUUACGGUUUAAACGCCAAAUCCAGUCAGUAAAGAAGCAAAAAAAAAAUCCUUGAGGAGGGAAGAGUAUAAAGAGGAAAAUAAAUAUGAACACUAUAACGUCUCUCAAUCGGGGUUUGCUUUGUGUUCAGAGCAAUUUCCUUGUUGUAUACAAACAGGUAUUUUUUUAGACUUGUCAUUAGACUCCAACAUUUACAACAUCUCUACGUGGGCAGAGCAUUUAUGUACGCACCAGUUGUUUGUGUCACUUUUCUAACUUUUAUACGGUUGGAGACAUUCAUCAUGUACAGAAAGAAGCUGCUAUUCCUUAUUUCUCUUGUGGUUGUAAUAUAGUUAAUAUCUAUAUAUAAAAAGAGAAAAAACUCCUUCAGGUUGGAUCUACGAACGUUUCCACUACAGUCCAUUUUUUUAAUGCUUGUAAUUGUGUAAAGUGUAUCUGAGCUGGUUUCGUUUCUGUGUUCGCGUAAAGGUACGACAGUUUGCCUUGUGUCUUGAAACACCGGUAACUUCCCCUCCCAUCUGACUAGAGGACAGUGAUGAUACCAGUGACCAUCGAUGUUCUCUCAGGACGCCUCGACCUCUGUCCCCUCGGGUAUACACUCAUACUCAGAGGUCAGAGGCCAGGCAUCACUGCUGAGUAACAACUAAAUCUCAGGUCAAAGAGAAAAGAUAAAUCCUUUUCUACUUUCCUUUUCUUUAUUUUUCUUUUUUUUCUUUUUUUUUACCUUUUUUGUGCUGUCAUACCUUGAGACAUCCAGCCUGUGUGUGUGUGUGUGUGUGUGUGUGUGUGUGUGUGUGUGUGUGUGUGUUAACCUUUGUCUGAUUUGAUGUCCCUCUGACACUGUUACUUCAUUUUCUUUGAUCAUUAGACAAGAGCAGUGUUUCUAACAACAGUCUGAAACCAGAAGGGGGGUUUCCAAUUUUGAAUGGGUCCUUGCACUUAUUGUAUUGAGCCCCAACACUGACAAAAUGUAAUAAAAGGUUAUCAGACAAGUCCAAAUAUAACUAAAUACAUCAAUAAAUUAGUUAGCGUAAAAGAAAUAUAAAGCUUUAUACUUCUCCUUUUACCUGCAAUCAGUUAGUGUAAAAAGAAAAAAUGCUUUUUAUUUUUUUCCUCUGAAUUUAAAUGAAUUAAAACUUUAUUUAUUUUACUCUUCUGCUUAUAUUCCACUAGCUCAUUUUAUUUUUAUUUUUCCUUUUUUGGGUCUCGGCACACAUUUGUCUGUUCCCUAUUUCCCCCAUUUGUUUGGGGCCUCUUUAGCUAGCUACCUAGCUGAAGCUAGCUUUUAUCAUAAAAGCACACCAGCAAGUGCACAUGAUGUUAAUCAUUCCUAUAUUGUACUGCACACUGCUGUAGUAUCAGUGUAUAAACUCUUGUAACAGUAGCUAAAGCAUUUUAAUCAGCAAGCAAAUGCUAACAAAGUUAGCUAGCUAAUGCUACUUAGAGCUUUUUAGUUUGUUUAUUAUGAGAAGAGAGUAAUUAAAUUACAUGCUACUGCAAAAAGUCCAAAACUUAUUUCCAUUCUAGUCCUUGAUGAAGACAAGAGAUGUGCACUUGAAGAUGAAGAUAAAAGCAUGGUGUCUGUGGACUUCCAAGUAGCGUUAAACAGCUACCUUUGUUAGCAUAGUUUUAUGACGAAAGUUAGCUGCAGCCUGGUAGCUAGCAGAAAAGGCUUGUUUUUCAUGUCUUUAGCUAUCAGUUUUUCCGGUAAGUGAGCUAGCCAGACAGUCUCAGUUGCCCCAUUGAUGUUACACACACAUACAAACCUUGGACCAAUGGUUUGCCUAAUUACACAUGGAUAUGGCAAUAUCGUUAUCAUACAAGCAUUAGGAAAAUAGGAAGGAAAAUGGGAAAUUAGUGGGCAAAGUAGAGAGCAGAUAAAUUAUUAAAAAUGUGCCAAGAGCACAAGGAAAGGAGGAUUUGAAAAAUAAAAUUAGCUAGUGAAAGAAUAGAGGAGUAAAAUAAAUUAAGUUUUAGGAAGGAUAUGUAUAAAGCCUUAUUUCUUUUAACUCUCCAUUACUUAUUGAUGAUUUCAGUUCUAUUUUUGACUUGUCUGAUAACUUAUUACAUUUAGUCAGUUUCCCACAUGUUUGUGCUGUGUAAUAACACUGGGUUCAAGGUAUAAAGUAAAUGCAAAAUGGAAUUUAUUUAAUGUAGCAGUGAGCCUUAACUUAUUUUUCUGAAGGCAAGUGCAGAAACCUGUCUGUAGGACAAUUUCACUUUCCGCUAAUCAACUUCUCUCUUGCAUCAAGGGUGGUUUUCUGUAUGCUGCUGGAGUAAUCCACAUUAUUUAUCUUUUUUCGACAUAUUAACAUGUUUUUAGAAGAUUGCUGAAGUUAAAUUGGAUUGAGAAAUAAGUGGAAUUAUUUUACAGCACUGAGAGAUUUGUUGAAUGCUUUUAGGAAAAAUAAGAUUUCAAAACUGAGGAUGACACUAAAAAGGAGUCAUAACAAGGACAAAUGCUCAUAAGGCUCUUCUCUUCUCCUGAAUGUGAUCUUUUAUUAAAAUACUAACUCUAAAUUCAGAAAGACACCGUUGAUCAGAGAACUAGCUGUAACCGGAGGUCCCUGCGCGGAACAUAUGAGCAUUAUUGGGGUUUAUGAAAGAACACUAAAAUAUGAAGACAAGUACGAUCAGAGAGGACCACAUGGAAUAGAUAUUAAAGGCUCAUUCACGUCAAAACGUUUGAAAUCCCAGCCCAGAUGUUCCUUGGUUAUUUAUGUUACUUUUGUGUAAAUCACUGUACAAAUUCCCCACAAGUUUCUUUCUUUUUUUUCUUUUUUUUUUCCUCUGAUAUUUUGAUGUUCUUUUGCUCUUUUGGGGGAAGGUUGUUGUUUUUUUUUUAAUUCCUUCAACCAUCCAUCUACCUCACUUCUUUUUUCCAAUCAAUUUACAUGUACAGAAAAACAAAACAUCUCAUCUCUGUUGUCCGGCUGUAAUGACGAUCUUACUGAGUGCUGUUAAUAUGGUCAAAUUCAAACCACAAACCAAACCAUCCUGGAGGGGGGGCACAGAAACAAGAUGGCCAAUAGGGAAAACCAGGUCAAUGCUGGUAAAUAUUUCUCUCUGCUCUGCAGAUAAUCAACAAGUCAGUCAAACUCCUUGUAGAUUAUAACAGCAGCUGGUGAAAUUUGGGACAAAUUGGUCAUAUAAAGAAAACUAAUAAGUCUUAGUAACUGUGAUGAUGACUUUUUUUUUUUUUGCUUGGAGUCUGGAAGACUUGAAGGCUGGAUUAUUUCUCAGAUGCUCUGCUGUGAGAGGAGCUGUUAGUAACGUGGAAGAAGGAAUGAAGUGCAGCCCUGCUGUGAGAGGCUGUGGUGUGUUCCUCCCCUGUUGUUAAAACCUCCUGACCUCUUCUCCACACUCCCCUCUCCCCCGCCUCCUCCUACUGUCCCUGUGUACUGCUCUGUUUUCAAACCCACAGCCUGAAGUCCAGCCCCAGUUUGUGCCUCUAAUGUAUCGCCAUUACAUUCGAGUCACAUCGAUAUCCAUUUUUAUUUUGUUUUUGUUUUUUCAAAACUUAGUAAUAUUUGAAAAACCCAAAUGGUCAUUUAACAACACUUGCUGCUGUUCUGAAGGUAUUUCCAGAAUCCUCAAAGACUCUUCUAACCACUUGGAUGGAAAACAAAAAGCAGCAAAUUUUUUUUAGCCUGUUUUCCAAGUUGGGACUAUAUUGUCCUGUCCAGGUAGAUGGGAAUGACAAAUCUCCUUGCUUUGUUUGUACUACAGAAAAAUAAAUGUAUUAUUCUGUAUGAAAAUAUAAAAUAAUAAAAUGUUACAUAAAUAUAGGCUAUAACUGAUCAUAAAACCUUUUGUAAUUUUUGGUUAACAUUGUACAGAAAUUGCAUAUAGAGACUUAUGGCAUUUCUGGCUGCCAUCUUUGUUUGGAUUAGGAAUAAGAGUGACAACUUGAGAAACAGGUUAAAAAUCUCUUUGGAGAAUCUUUUUGUGCUGCAGACAGAAUCUUUUUUUCAUCCAGAUGGUUAGAAAAGUCUUUGAGGGAUUCUGGAAAUACCUUCAGAACAGCAGUAAGUGUUAUUAAACAAUCUUUAAAAAUCGGAUGCUUAGCUGUGUGGCUUGAAUGUAAUGGUAAUACAUGAGAGGCGCAAACUGGGGCUAACAGAAGGUGUCGGGUGGGAAAGAAAAUACGGUCUUUUAAAAUCCAUGUAUGACUUGUUACAUUGUGGUUUUCUAUCAUUCGAAGAACCAUGCUUCUUUAAGCAGGAAGUGAGUUACUAACUGAAAAAUGUUAGACAUUGAGUCUUUAUUUCUGGUUUAGGUAUGUGUCUGAAAAAAUCUGCACUUGUUGCUAACACAUCUGGUAACCGAGGAGCUAGUUAAUGAUGUUUUGUAUAUUACUUCCUCUUCAUGCGUUGGUUGACAGAAUACUCUUCAGGUUCUUUACUGCCAUUACGGGACUUUGGCAUUGUUCCUUGUGUCUAGACUUGUUGCCAUGGUGAUCAGAAUCCCAGUAAAAAGCAUCCUUACUCUUCUCAUUUUUCGUGCGUCGUCUUCCUCUCCUAACAAGGCAGGUUUGUAGUUUCAGGCUGGGAGUAUCUGUGAUUUGGGUUGUGGUUAAGAGUCCGGCCACAUCAGUGUGGCGGUCUUGUGCCAGUUUUGUACUGAUGAUGAGAUCAGGAUGGGUAUUCCAGUGUUUGUGGUCUGAUUUUUGCCUCACUUUUACCGCUGGAACCUCACAGAGCGGACAUAAAAUCGAACAAAUUUCUCUUUUUUCCCCUUACCUUUUUUGUUACAUGGCCAAUUUGUUACCAAGAUUCUGAUGUGUGUAAAUUAUUCAUAGCCUUCCAACUCUUGCGUUUCUAUUAAAAUGAUCUGUUAGACUGAGGUUUCAUUUUGGUUUUCUUUUGUACAUGCUGUUGUAAGAAUUUUUCCUGUUAUCAAUAUAUUCUGAGUACUGGGGAAAAUGAUUGGCUGAAGGAAAAGAGAAUGUCUGUUUCUCUGAUUCUUUUUUUUUUCUACACAAGAUUUAAGAUGAAUAAAAAUGUAUGCAAACUGUU